AUGACGGAGCGCAGGUUCACACUCCGGAACGAGGCCGAUGGCGACGCGUCGCAGGCGGCGCUUAGCAUCGUGCGCUUCCUGCCGCCCCCGGCCGUCGCCGACGCCAGCGCAUUCGAAGAGCGCGGCCGGGUCCAUGCAACCAUGGCCAUGUCGCUCGCCGACGAGCGAUCUUUCGCCGACGUGCUUGCGCAGUUGACGUCGCUCACGGUCGUUGCGCCGCUGCCCAAGUGGCGCGGCGUCGGCGUCGUCCACGUCGGCGACUGGGGCCCCCACGCCGUGCAGCUCUCGGCCGACCAACUGCAUGAAACGGACCAAGUGCGCCUGACGUUGUCGUGCGAUUGUACACCGGACGCUGCCACCUCACCCGACGACGAGCGCUCGACCUUGUACCGCGUGCUCUUGACGCUGCAAGAGCAGCUGCAACCCGAAGAGGCCGUGCCCGAGCGUCCGCGCCGCGUCAACAGCACGUUCGAGCGCGACAGCGACGAAGAGAAAGGCCACGAGUCGUCGCCGCCGCCGCACCACCGCACGCCGCGACGGUCCGAAUCAGCGCCCGUGUACAACGAACCACCGACGCCGCCGUUCGAGGACCUUCCCGUGACGCGCGCCCGCUCCAAUACCGUGCGGUACCUGCUCUCGAGCCGCGAGGGCUGGGGCGGCAUCGCGUUCGAGGGCUACUUGAACAAGAAGGGCGACCUCCUCGCGGCUUGGAAGUCGUGCUACUGCGUCCUCGAAGGCAAGACACUUGCCGUGUACGACACGCGCGAGGACUUUAUCGCGGACGUCGGGCUCAAAGUGCGCAUGCUGCUGCUGGCGGUGGACGAAGAGAACGGCGCCAAGGCCAACGGCUUUAGCAUCCGCACCGAGGGGCACAAGGUGCAGCACAUGGCGUCGCGCACGGCGUUUGAGCGCGAUCAAUGGAUCCGCGCCAUCAAGAUCCAGCUCGUCCAGUACACGCAGCAAGUCAGUACGAAGGGCGGUCCGAUGACGCCGACGACGCCGCACGUCGCGUUUGCGUCGCAGGCCAUCGACGUGCCCGUGUUUUACACGCUCUUGAGCAGUCUCUUGCGCGAAGAGAUUGCGGACUUUCCGAUUUUGUGCCGCAACAUCCACCCGGACAUCCUCUUGACGAGCAACUACCCGCCGAUCGUACCGUUCUGGGGCCAGUACCGGCGCUACGACGGCCUUCUCUUGUACAUCUCGGCCAUCCUCGAGACGGUCGACGUCGAGUCGUUCGAGAUGGCCGACAUUGUCGAACUCAUUCCCGAGUCGUCCGAGUGCGCGAAUUUGGACGAAGCCGCGAUUCCGUACAAGAAGCGCCUCGUUGUGACGGGCAAGGAGACGUUUUCGAUCAAAAACAUGGACCCACCCCGGAAGAUUACCCAGCUCUUUGUCCACGAGCUCUGGCUCGACUACAAGGAUCGCCUCGUGCGCUGGCACAUCAACGGCGACUCGGUCGUGCUCUCGGUCGCCUUUGACGCCUGCGAUAAGGGCAAGGGUCUCCGGCUCAUGCUGCCCGGUGAGACAAGUGCGAUCCAACAGGCCAUUCCCGCUGGUAACUUUUACGUGCAAGUGCUCAAAGCCCAGUCGCUUGGCCUCCAGGACGCUGGGGAUGCCAAGGCCACUGGUGUCUACGUGCGCUGCGUUGUCGUCGAAGGCACGCAUGUCGAGCGCACCUUUGACGGCCUCGACGGGUACCUCGCCACCAACUCGGACGUGUCGCCGUCCAAAGAGGACGGGAUGGCCAAGCCGACCAAGGCGACGCGGCUUCUCCGCGGCUUGCAGCGCGCAACGGGCACGAGCAUCGAGCGGCCGUACGCUCCGUACGGCGACAAGAGCGGGUGCGUCACGUCGAUAGCGACGCACAAGCCGCAGAAGGACGUCGAGUGGAACUCGAAUUUGCGGCUCGGAUUUCCCGGCUGUCCGCGCGGCAGCCACUAUGUGCUCAAGAUUGAGAUUUACCAAAGCCGCUUCAUGAUGAACGACGUGCUCGUGGGCGUCUGCAAGGUCAACUUGUCACCGCACAUGGCGCUCACGACCGCGUCGGCCGAGGCGAAAGCCAACGGAGCCCUCCCUCGAUGGUACAACCUCUGCGACAUUUACCACGACUGCAAAGAGUGGUGGGCCCCGCCCACGGUCUUUCGGGGUCGUCUCCAGCUCGCGAUUGUGUACGCACCGAGUCACCAACCGGGCGCGACGAUGCUGCCGUCGCCCGUUGAAACGACGGCGACCGACACGACCGAGACAUUGCGCGAAUACUUUAGUACCCAAGAGACCAAGAACAUUCCGACGCCGCCCAACCCGCAGCACCAGAGCCUCUUUGGCCUUGGUAUGCCGUCGUUGAUUCGGUUUACGUCCAACCCGCACGCGCCGCCAGAAAUGCUCCGUGACAACCACAUCGUCAUGGCCAAGAAGACGGCGUUCGACAUGCCCGUGCGCUACCAGCUCAUCAAGGUCCUCGGUUCCGGCAGCUACGGCGAGGUGAUUGCGGCGAGCGACACGGAGACGGGCGCGUCCGUCGCGAUCAAGAAGAUUCCGCAAGCGUUCCGAGAACUGCUGGACACGAAGCGCAUUUUACGGGAAAUGUGCUUGCUCCGGCAACUCAAGCACCCGCACUUGAUUCGGCUAUGGGACGCCGAUUUGCACCGCAUCAUCCACUCGACGCAGACGCUUAGUGACGAGCACGUCGCGUACCUCAUGUACCAGAUCUUCCGCGGGCUCAAGUAUCUGCACUCGGCCAACAUUGCCCACCGCGACUUGAAGCCCUCAAACGUUCUCCUUACGACGCAGUGCGAAGUCAAGCUCUGCGAUCUCGGUCUCGCGCGGUCACUCGGCACGACGGUCCGCGAGAUCCACACGGACCUGACCGAGUACGUCGUGACGCGGUGGUACCGAGCCCCCGAGGUUCUCCUCGACGGUUCUCGGUACGGCAUCUCGCUCGACAUGUGGUCAGCCGGGUGCAUCAUGGCCGAAAUGCUGGGCCGGAAGCCGCUCUUUCCCGGCUCGAGCACGAUCACGCAGCUCGGCAAGAUCUUCAACGUGCUUGGGACGCCGCCGCCGUCGUACGUCGAGAAGAUGAUCAAGCCCGCAGCAAAGAAGUGGGUCCAGCGUCAGCGGCCGCGGACCGCCAUUCCGUUUUCCGAGAUUUACCCGCAAACGAACGCGCUCGCGCUCGACUUGCUCACGAAGCUGCUCACGAUCGACCCGGAGGAGCGGAUCACGGCGUCGGAGGCGCUGCAGCACCCGUACAUUACGUCGCUCGGGCUCUUGUCCGACGACGCGGUGGACACGUUUGUCGGCGUCAUUGACGCGUCGCACGAAGACGUGCCCGAGGUCAAGGCGGCGAUGCAGGAAGCUGUGUUUGAGCAGGUGUGCAUUUUCCACCCGGAAGCGAUCGAGGCCGAGAAGCUACUGCACGCGCAAGACGUCCAGUUCCGCGUGAGUCCGCUCAGCGGCCAGUUGAAGCCCACCAAGUGGUGA
Messenger RNA from Saprolegnia parasitica CBS 223.65, 3480 nucleotides. RefSeq names its product CMGC/MAPK protein kinase. Gene Ontology annotation, cellular component: nucleus; cytoplasm. The record is from RefSeq and is a predicted model, not a curated record. Gene Ontology annotation, biological process: intracellular signal transduction; protein phosphorylation. Lineage: Eukaryota; Oomycota; Saprolegniomycetes; Saprolegniales; Saprolegniaceae. The transcript has 7 exons. Gene Ontology annotation, molecular function: ATP binding; MAP kinase activity. The coding region runs from base 1 to 3480 and encodes 1159 amino acids.